AUGAUCUUUGUGAUUGAAAUAGUCCCCGUCAUACUAAUUAUGUAUCUACCUUUCACACUCAGCGAAUGGAUUUCUAUUAUUGAAGGUUCGGAUAAUGACUACGAUGGCCGUGUAUGUGUGUCGGAUAUUAUCACAAUUUGUGGCUCGUUUCUUACGUUACGAGAAGAGACUAUUAUUUUUGUCCACCAGUCUGUAAAAGAAUUUUUACUCCGAGAAGCACUGAAUGAUAUAUUUCCUGAAGGUAUAGGAGCUAAAACCCAUAAGAUUGCAGAACGCUCUCUUGGAUCCAUGUUCAAGAUACUUCGACCUGAUAGUAACCAUCUCGAAUCUGUCGUAUAUAAUGAAAGCCGUGGCUUGAUACAAAGAUACCUUCACUGGCUUAAGGCGCUCAGCAUUCUAGAAAGCGUCUCUCAUAAGGGAAGCAAGCUCGUAUUAGGGUCUAAUGAUAAGAUAAUUAGGAUCUGCUAUUCAACCACAGGUCAGACCUUGUCAACUCUCAGGGGCCAUGAUGGCCAGGUUACCUUAAUUUCCUGGUCGCCGGAUAGAAGCCGACUUACAUCGCCGUCUGAUGAUAAGACAAUUAGGAUCUGGGAUAUAGCCCCCGUCAGAGCGUAUCGACUCUCGAGGGAUAUAGAGAUUCGGUUAUCUUUAGACUUCUGCAAGACCCAAUAUAACCCGGACCAAACCCGGGAUGGGUUGGGUUCAUUCCUCUAA
Messenger RNA from Penicillium cataractarum, 714 nucleotides. RefSeq names its product WD40 repeat domain-containing protein. The transcript has 4 exons. The record is from RefSeq and is a predicted model, not a curated record. Lineage: Eukaryota; Fungi; Ascomycota; Eurotiomycetes; Eurotiales; Aspergillaceae. Bases 1 to 714 code for a protein of 237 amino acids. Gene Ontology annotation, molecular function: protein binding.